This is a messenger RNA of Frankliniella occidentalis (western flower thrips), 2454 nucleotides long. RefSeq names its product 5'-AMP-activated protein kinase catalytic subunit alpha-2 (gene AMPKalpha). The record is from RefSeq and is a predicted model, not a curated record. Gene Ontology annotation, biological process: protein phosphorylation; intracellular signal transduction. NCBI's taxonomy places the organism in Eukaryota, Metazoa, Arthropoda, Insecta, Thysanoptera, Thripidae. Gene Ontology annotation, molecular function: ATP binding; protein serine/threonine kinase activity. Gene Ontology annotation, cellular component: cytoplasm. The coding region runs from base 80 to 1639 and encodes 519 amino acids. The transcript is spliced from 12 exons.
AGAGGAGGGUGGGGAAGGGGCGAAUUAUUGUCGACUGCACAGUGAGUGUAUACACAGUGGAAACGUAAACAUUGUAAACAUGGCCUCAAUCGAGAAAACCACGACGCAAUUAGCCCCUCAGCCCAUUGUUAAAAUUGGGCACUACACGUUGGGCCAAACCCUAGGUGUUGGUACCUUCGGCAAAGUGAAAAUUGGAGAACAUCAAUUAACAAAGCAUAAAGUUGCUGUAAAGAUUUUGAAUAGGCAAAAGAUCAAAAGUCUAGAUGUUGUUGGUAAAAUUCGCAGAGAAAUUCAGAAUUUAAAGCUUUUUAGACAUCCUCAUAUCAUCAAACUCUACCAGGUGAUAAGUACACCCACUGAUAUAUUUAUGAUUAUGGAAUAUGUCUCUGGCGGAGAACUUUUUGAUUAUAUUGUCAAACAUGGCAAGCUAAAGGAACAUGAAGCCCGAAGAUUUUUCCAACAGAUUAUUUCUGGUGUGGAUUAUUGUCACAGGCAUAUGAUAGUACACAGGGACUUGAAACCAGAAAAUCUGCUACUAGAUCAAAAUCUGCAUGUGAAGAUUGCUGACUUUGGUCUGAGUAAUAUGAUGAUGGAUGGAGAAUUUCUCCGAACAAGUUGUGGCUCACCAAAUUAUGCUGCUCCUGAAGUUAUCUCUGGAAAACUCUAUGCUGGUCCUGAAGUUGAUAUUUGGUCUUGUGGUGUUAUUUUGUAUGCUCUUCUUUGUGGAACUUUGCCAUUUGAUGAUGAGCAUGUGCCAACUUUGUUUCGUAAAAUUAAAUCUGGAAUAUUCCCUAUCCCGGACUACCUCAAUAAAUCUGUUGUCAGUCUAUUGUGCCAUAUGAUGCAUAUAGACCCCAUGAAGAGAGCAACAAUUGAAGACAUAAAGAAGCAUGAAUGGUUCCAGAAAGACCUACCUGCAUAUUUAUUUCCCUCCCCAGUGGAACAGGAUUCAUCUGUAAUUGAUACGGAGGCAAUAACUGAAGUUUGCGAGAAAUUUGCUGUGAAAGAGUGUGAAGUACACAAUGCACUUCUUAGUGGAGAUCCACAUGAUCAAUUGGGCAUUGCAUAUCAUCUUGUGAUUGACAAUAAGCGUAUUGCUGAUGAGGCAGCAAAAGCUGAACUUAAAGAUUUUUAUGUCGCCAGUAGUCCACCACCUGUGCAAUUUGAAUUCAGUCCAUCUCCUGUUCGUCCACACCCUGAGAGGAUUGCACCUACUUUCCGGAGUCGGGUUCCUAGUAUAGACAGAAGUUCUCAGGGGGAUGCAGCAAUCCGGUCUGCUCCUGUCAAAAGGGCAAAAUGGCAUUUAGGUAUACGCUCUCAAAGCAAGCCAAAUGAUAUAAUGAAUGAAGUUUAUCGAGCAAUGAAGGUUCUAAAUUUUGAGUGGAAAGUAAUAAAUGCUUACCAUGUAAGAGUGAGACAGAUGUCAGUGAGCAAUCCAGAGAAGUACAUCAAGAUGUCUUUACAAUUGUACCAAGUGGAUUACAAAAGUUACCUUUUAGAUUUCAAAAGUCUUAGCUCAGAUGAGCCUGAAUGCAACUUGGCUGAUACAAGCUCUGUAGCACCAACCCAAAGUACAGGUCAUCACACCAUGGAAUUCUUUGAAAUGUGUGCUGCACUUAUCACCCAGUUGGCUCGUUAAUAGUGCAAGUUGCUUUGUUGCGGGAUAAACAUAUUCUUAAUUUUAUGGUAUGACAAAAUGAAAUAUUUUCUAUUGGAAAUUUUCGCUUUUAAAGCUCAGUGAUAUGUGUUUGCCUGUAAAGUUAUGAAAAUGUUAUAUUCAAGUUGAUCUUGUGUGUUAUUGAGUCACUGAGCAAAUUUCCUUUUCAUGGAAAUUUAGCAUUUAUCCAUGUUACAUUUAUGUUUCUGAAACCAAAGAAACAUUUUUUGGGGGGGGUACUUUUGCUCCAAUUGGUAUGAAUGAGCAGCUUGUGAGACUUGUGAUAUCAAACCUUCUCCAUGCAUGCAGUAAAGAAAUAAAAUGUCCACCAUAGUAAGUGAUAUUUUCAUCAAAAAAAUGUGUUAAUCCUACAAAGUAUUUCAUGUGCAAUUUGUCUUGAGGAAGUAUAGAACGUUCAUUUUGUAUUUCAUGGUUUGAGAGGUCAUUUGUCAAAGUAGGUACUGUGUGCGUAAGGUGAACAACUUCCUAAUGUGCAAGCAAGCAGUUGAGAUGCUUCUAACUUUUCAUGUCUCCUAUAGUGGUACUUCCAUUAUUUCGACUAUUUGACAACUUUUAAAACUGUAUUUACGGUCCUAAGAAGUGUCCUGAAGUAUGUAUAAGUUAGAUAUAUACUUUAUCUCUAUUUCCUUUCGUUUUUUGUUGUUGUUUUUUUGUAAUUUGAAUCCAAAUUUAAGUUUUUUAUCUUGAGUGGGCUGUCACAUGAGAAAAUACUAAAUUAUAAAUUUUUGCCCAUCUCAAUAAAAUAGCCUGGAUACAAUUGACAAGAAAAAAUAAAA